This is a messenger RNA of Exaiptasia diaphana, 977 nucleotides long. RefSeq lists its product as uncharacterized. The transcript is spliced from 3 exons. Bases 305 to 847 code for a protein of 180 amino acids. NCBI's taxonomy places the organism in Eukaryota, Metazoa, Cnidaria, Anthozoa, Actiniaria, Aiptasiidae. The record is from RefSeq and is a predicted model, not a curated record.
CAUCUUUCACCUUGAAAGAAACGUGUAAAAUAGUCUAAAGAAGACUUUAUGUUGCGUUGUUGCUCCUGAACCACCAAGUAGUAGUUUAAGAAUGCGGCAAUGAAAAAACAUCUCAGCUGUUUGUUCGACUAACCAGCACUUGUCACAUGGAGGGAAAAAUUUGUUCCCACCCCUCCAGGCUAGUAUCCAAAACUAAGCCCAUAAAACGCGGCCUGAGUUCCUGAGUUCCAUCAUUCAGUGAAUCUCAAGCCAAAGACUUCAUCCAAGCCAUAACAUUAAAGCGUUUACUACUGACGGACGUAAGAUGAAGACACUAUUCAUUCUUGCAGCUUUCACUCUAGUCACGGUGUGGACCGUUGAAGGAGGAAGAGUUCACGAUUCCAUCGUUCUUCGCGUGUUCAACAAAGAUUUGAGAAUGUCUUCUGCUAAGAUGCACGCGGUCCUCAAAAAGGCCAACCUUGAAUCCCGCGGGUUCGAGAAGGAGGUCAUCACUAAACUAGUCCGUCAUCCAAUCAGCAAAAAAGCUGAGUACACCAAGACUUAUUACUACUACAAGACGGUGACUUGUGACAAGGUUCUAGAAGUAGAGCAGGAACUGGAUAGGCUUCUUGGAGGAAAAGUACUUGGAGCGAGCGUUUAUCGCAAGGCCAAGAAAGAUUUCAAAGACAAGAACAUCGGCGACCCAAAGAAGAUGUGUAAAUCCGGAGUCGAGAUUCAUUUUAGAAACCAGCAGCACUGCGGGAAAGAGGCGGACGAAGGAGACCAGAACAAACGUUUUGCAAAGCGGGAUUGUAAUUGCAUGUGGUGCACUUGCAAUUUUUGUUGGAGAGCGGUUAAAUCAUACUAAUAAUUGUAAAACGAGUGCAAAAGGGAAGGAAAACUGAUAAGGAAAGUAUAAGAUAAAGUAGCGGCUUUGUUUGUAUGUAAGGCAAAAGGGAAGUAAUAAAAAUAUAAGAUAUUAAAGGAACUUAAUCUGG